GCUUCCUGUUGUCAGGUCACGUCUUUGGUGCUCUGAGGUUUACACGCCGGUCCGUCCUGCGCCCACUCGUGCUUGCGGGCCCGGCGCUCCGAGGCAUGUUGGCCGGCGUCGCGGGGCUGAGAGGCUCCUGCGCGGGGCUGCAGGCUCUGCGGGGCGGCCACAGGGCCGCGCUUCUUCCCGGCCGCGCGCCGGCCCUGCACACCUCGGUCGCCUCCUGCGGCAGCAAGAACUUGCUCAAGAAAUUUGCUUCGAAAACCAGGAAGAAGUUUUGGUAUGAAGGCCCAUCCCUGGGGUCCUUGACUCCCAAGCCAUCCAAGUAUGAGUUCCUCAUGAAGAACACCUCAAAGAAGACUAGGAAGGAAGACAGUAUACGCCUGAGGGUCCUGAACGGCCUCCUCUAUAAAUCCUUGACGGAACUGCUGUGCACUCCUGAAGUGAGCCAGGAGGUCUAUGACCUGAAUGUGGAGCUCUCCAGGGUCUCUGUGACUUCAGACUUCUCAGCCUGCCGAGUGUACUGGAAGACAGGGGUCUCUGCGGAGCAGAACAAGCACAUGGAGGCCGUGCUGCAGAGGAGCGCUGCCUACAUGAGGCAUCUUCUGAUGUCUCAGCAAACCCUGAGAAAUGUUCCACCCAUAGUGUUUGUUCAAGACAAAAGAGACUUGGUACUGGCUGAGGUAGAUCGGUUACUGGCAGUGGCUGACUUUGGACCCCCAGAUGAAAGGGAUGACUUGGAUGGUUUGAGGAACGCUGAUGCCCAGGUACCACAUGACUCCCCAGAACCAACCGCACACCCAAAUCUGUGUGGGAUUGACCAUGAGGCACUGAAUAAGCAAAUAAUGGAGUACAAACGCAAGAAGGAGCGAGGGCUCCAGUGUCAGAGCCUGGCACCACCAUCAGGGCCAGAGCAGGCGCCUGAUCCGACUCGUUUGUUCCGGAAGAGAAAGAAGGCCCGAUCCGGGCAGCACCAGGACGCCUCCCCCAGAAGCUUCCUUUUGGGCGAGGAGGAUGAGGACGAGGACAGCAGCACAGAGUGGGAAUGCCACGCCCACGAGGCAGAGGAUGAGCAGGAAGAGGAGCUUGGAGCUGACAGAAGAGUGCAGCUGGGCCUCUGUGGCAAGAGAGAGCAGGGGUAGGGUGGGGCCUCUGAGGUGCCCGUCCCGCCUGUGGAUCAGACUGCAGGACAGAGCCUCUGGUGUACCUUCUGUCAUAGUCACUCGCGGAGACAGCCUAGCCUCAGUUUCAGGAGAACUGCACGGAACCCAUCGGACUGCAUCUGCAGACCUCCACAGAAUAGGGUCCCCAAAGCCAGUCCUCAGGUACCUACCUGGUCCCAGAUAAAUAAACUAUUUUGUAUUUACUCUGA
Mus pahari (shrew mouse) is the source of this 1363-nucleotide messenger RNA. RefSeq names its product ribosome binding factor A (gene Rbfa). Lineage: Eukaryota; Metazoa; Chordata; Mammalia; Rodentia; Muridae. The transcript has 6 exons. The record is from RefSeq and is a predicted model, not a curated record. Gene Ontology annotation, biological process: rRNA processing. The coding region runs from base 96 to 1133 and encodes 345 amino acids.